AUUCUAUUUCUACGUGUUAUUAUUCGGAAGUGUAGCUAAAUAGAAAUAUGACAGUUCCACUAGAUCAAAGUGAUAAGAAACUUUUGAGUUCGAAAAUGUUGGGUAAAUAUAUAGACACCUGUGUACGGAUUUUAAUUGUUAUAUUUGUCGCUGAUUUUAUGCAGCGUUUGUCUUAUGCUUUGGCUGAGUAUUUCCUGUACGGAAAUCACUAUUUGCUUGAGGAGCGUCUGUUGACAAUUUUAAGACGUGCUUUCACAUAUAAUAGCAAAACAAUAUGUCUGACAUUUGGGAUAAUGUUUUUGGGUUUUGCACGCUUUGGCCGCACCGGCAAUCUAAACCAAUUGCUGCCCAGUUGCUCAGAUUUCGCCUAUAUGCCACUCUAUUGGAUCUACAUAUAUGCACAGAUGAGUCAGAGCUCGUUGAGCUAUGCGCACUGGAUACGCGAUGCACAUGGAUUGGAUUAUGCAGCCGGCAUGGCAUCCAAUUACUUUCAUGGCUAUUUAAAACUUUCACUACCCGCGCGCAAUGGCGAAGGACUGCAGCAGCGGAUGACGGACUACGAGGAUUCCCAAAAUGUGAAAUUUGGUUUGAGACGCUUGAUCAUCCUCGUGCCAGAUGAAAUGUUCGUCAAGGGCCUCAUUGACAGCCCAUUGUUCGAAAAGGCUAAGCCUUUGGAGACACAUUUUAUAAAUCGUGCUGGUGUUAAUCGUCCGUUCAAGCAUGAUGUCUAUAGACUAAAUAGGAAAAUAAAUAACACCUCUUACUACUUUGCGAUAGAGGGAGCAACCCCAAUGUUAUCUUUUUUUGAUGCAAUGCAUCAUCAGCUGUCUGCCACAUGGCAAAUGCAGGAAAUGAAACGCGAAAUCUGGCUUAAGUUCUGCAAACAUUUGAAGGGCCUAUUGAGCACCUGGCCGGAAACUCGAAAUGAAGUGGAGCUGAUAUUUUAUAGUGCACACAAUUCAAAUGGAGAGCAUGUAGACGAAGCCGAAGUUAUUAUCAAUCACGUUUUUAAAGAUAAAGUGAUUUAUUAACAAAACAAUAAUUAUAAGUAAAUAAGUUAUAAAAACUAAGACUUGCACCAUGAAUGUGACAAUAUGACAAGCUUUUAUAAACAAAAAUGAACUGAUUAUAUAUUAUAUAUCAAUA
Drosophila grimshawi is the source of this 1146-nucleotide messenger RNA. It is a transcript of the gene Sting, whose product is annotated as stimulator of interferon genes protein. The coding region runs from base 48 to 1031 and encodes 327 amino acids. Gene Ontology annotation, biological process: activation of innate immune response; positive regulation of macroautophagy; positive regulation of type I interferon production. Lineage: Eukaryota; Metazoa; Arthropoda; Insecta; Diptera; Drosophilidae. Gene Ontology annotation, molecular function: 2',3'-cyclic GMP-AMP binding; cyclic-di-GMP binding. The record is from RefSeq and is a predicted model, not a curated record. The transcript has 4 exons. Gene Ontology annotation, cellular component: endoplasmic reticulum membrane; autophagosome.